Messenger RNA from Gymnodraco acuticeps, 2060 nucleotides. Its product is annotated as caspase-1-like. Gene Ontology annotation, cellular component: protein-containing complex. Bases 62 to 610 code for a protein of 182 amino acids. The record is from RefSeq and is a predicted model, not a curated record. Gene Ontology annotation, biological process: proteolysis. NCBI's taxonomy places the organism in Eukaryota, Metazoa, Chordata, Actinopteri, Perciformes, Bathydraconidae. The transcript has 5 exons. Gene Ontology annotation, molecular function: caspase binding; cysteine-type endopeptidase activity.
UGGAGGCGAUCGCAAGCGUAAUGUACCCGAUCUGUUUUUACUGUAAGUGGCAUUGAGGGCAAUGAGGAGGGUAGAGGAAAUUGAUGCUGCUGUGAUUGAGUUCUCCAAACAUAAGAAAUUGAAAGAGACAGACAGUGUGGUGGUGGUGAUCAUGUCUCAUGGGAAACUGGGAGCUGUCCUCGGUGUUAAGUGGAAAAAAGACAAACCUGAUGAGUUUUGCAUCAACAACAUUUACCAUCACUUGGGUCCAGAGAGAUGUCCCGCGCUGCUGGACAAACCCAAGAUCAUCCUCAUCCAGGCCUGCAGAGGAGAAAAGAGAGGAUCAGUGCUGGUUAAAGACGGUUUGUCCUGUGACGAUGCCUCACAUAAUACUGGCCAUGAAGAAUUUGAGGAGGAUGGUGUGCGAUAUGUAAACAAAGGAAAAUAUGUCCUUGCUCUUCUGUCCUGCACUCCCGAUACUGUCUCAUACAGACAAACAGAUUGUGGGUCUCUUCUCAUCCAGUAUUUUGUGGAGGUAUUGAACACCUCUGCACACAUGGAUGACAUUGAAGAACUUUUCAGAAAAUUUGAAACAUACAGGUCAUGCAACGUUUCGAGGACUUUUCCGUGAACAACAAAAGACAGAUGCCGACCAAAGACAGAGUCACUCUGACAAGGCGCUUCUACUUCUUUCCAGGCAUCUGAGGCCGGAUUUACUGUCGUUUCCCUGUUGUGCCUGGUAGCCACAUUAUAUGCAUGCAAUAGAGUUAAUCAAAUUAAAUAGAAACAUUCUUAUGGAUGAAUUACUGAAUGGGCCUAACAAGUACAGGGCAAAGGGUUAAAGGGGCAGGGCAAAACAGACUGCUAAGAGACGCAUGGCAAAUGAAGAGAUGUAAACUGACUUUCUUUUACUAAAGGUAAAAGGCUCUUUUAAAGUAGGGCCUUUUACAUGUCUGUGUCCUGGGGCAUUUCGUCUAAUUGUUAAUAUUUGAUGAAAUCUUAUCAUUUAUCAAUAUCAUAAUUUAUACUUUUAUAUAAUUGGUUGUGUGAAAGCCUUUUAAUGAAAGGGACACAAGUGGUGGCAUUUAUUAACCAUGCAGGGACUAUUUUAGGGACUUAAGGUGCAUAAUUAAUCUCACUUAAGCCUUUUUUUGGAACAUAGGUACAAUAUUCAUAUGGAAUGGGUAUUUACUUUUUAUGGUUUGUAUUAAUUUUGUCUAUGUUUUAAAAUACAAAUAAACUCUACUAUCUCUAAAUUGUGUCCUUACUUGAGUAGGACAUCAACAUUCAGCACAAACAUGGUUUUCUUUAACAAACAGGUUGGGAAUGUCUGCGGUUGUGGGUCACACAAUGUGAAUAAACCUAAACAAAGUAAAGCCCUGGGCUUUUGGCUACAUGAACAUGUAGCCAAAAGCAUUUAACAUGGUCAAAUAACAACAUAAAGUUCAGACUUAGUCAUGUCUUUAUUCAAACUAAACCCCAUUAAUGUAAAUAAAGUGAAAUGGGAAUUUUCAGCCUAUAUUUCCCAGUUAACCUUCUUAGUAAAAAAAAAAAGCCAUCUUGAUGUAACAGAAUUGACCCACAGGAAAUACCCCAUCUUUUGAAUUCAGAAAUAUAUACAUCUCUCAACAUUUUUGAUGACCCUUGAACCACGCCCAGUGCUUGCACUCAGCUGAUUGUUCAUAAAACAUAAAACUAUCUUGCAGAUUUCAAACUAUAGCAUUUUUUAAAAAAUCAGUAGGACACACCCUUUCUGGCAGGGAUAUUCAACACGUUUUAAAUGCCACACAACAUUACAUUCUUCUCUCCACACAUUGACCUAGAUGUUAAUGUAUUGUAGAGCAAACUGAACAUUUUAAACUGUAUUAUGUCUACAACUAUCCAAUGACGACUGGAUCGCAGUUGUGGGUUGAGCCACACAUUGUACAACUGCAGCAGUAAUAAAACUCAGUCCUGUGCAGAACUGAUCAUGCAAAGUAGGGAAACGUCUCUUCUCCACACGCACCUCCCUGUACACAGGCUGUGGAAACUGUGGAGCGCAUAACGUGUAACUUGCCGUGUGUUACGACCAUUUUGAGAAA